This is a messenger RNA of Momordica charantia (bitter melon), 1409 nucleotides long. RefSeq names its product putative germin-like protein 2-2. Lineage: Eukaryota; Viridiplantae; Streptophyta; Magnoliopsida; Cucurbitales; Cucurbitaceae. Gene Ontology annotation, molecular function: manganese ion binding. The record is from RefSeq and is a predicted model, not a curated record.
GAAGGUAAGUUUAUACUUAUACAGUGCUUGUGCUUCAUUUUGCACCCUACUUCUCAACUUCUUCCUAUAAAUACCUCAGCUUCUUCGAUCCUUCUCCAACAAACUUUGACAACAGUAAUUUUGACUCAAUCCUUGUUCUAGACUUCUAGACCCAUUCUGUUCCUUGUUUCUAAUGGCCGGUUAUGCUUGUAUUUUGGCUAUUUCAUUUCUAGUUUCAGCUUUCUUUGUUGCUUUGGCAUCCGACCAGAGUCCUAUUCUGGACUUCUGUGUAGCAGAUACUGAAAGUCAAGUGUUACUAAAUGGACUGACCUGCAAAGACCCGAAGCAAGUUGUGGCCAAUGACUUUUCCUUCAGCGGACUUCACCUAGCAGCUAACACAUCAAAUUCACUGGGAUGUCAUGUGACUCCAGUUACUGCAUUGGAAAUGCCAGGACUCAACACUCUCGGCAUCUCAAUCAUUAGAAUAGACUAUGCACCGCGAGGCAUCAACCCUCUGCACACACACCCCCGAGCUUCUGAGAUACUGAUCGUCUUGGAAGGCAGCCUUGAAGUCGGAUUCAUCACAUCAUAUCCUGAAAAUCGACAUAUAGGGAAAGUGUUGCAGAAGGGCGAUGCAUUUGUCUUCCCUGUUGGUCUUGUUCACUACCAGAGAAAUCCAGGUCCUAACAAUACAGUUGCUAUUGCUGCUCUCAGCAGCCAGAACCCUGGAGUUAUUAUAGUUGCAAAUGCAGUAUUUGGGUCUACUCCAGAUAUUUCCAAUGACAUUCUAGAGAAAUCUUUUCAAAUGGACAAGAACUUUAUUGCCUACCUUCAAACUAAGUUCUAGAUUAGAAAACUAAUAAUCAAAAUUGACAUAAGAGUUGAUACAUGAAAUUGUUCUAAAGAAUCAUUUACAUCUGCUUGUUCAGUCGUUUGUCAUAUGUAGUCCAUGCAUUGAAUUUUCCUAAAAGAAAUAUCAUUUGCAGUUCAAGUGAAUCUUCUAUUUAGGCUCCAAUAAUAUUAGCAGAAUGUGAAAGUGGUUCAAGAUGCAACAGCUAAGAAGAUAUAAUAAAGAACCUGAAGAGAGCUGAGCAAGAUGGGACAAGUGAUGCGUCCUCUCUUCAAGAGAGACAUGGAAUCACAAAGCCACAACUUCAUUAAUUGUUCUUAUGCUGGUAAUUUCUGUAAGUUUAUAUUUGGCUUGAGAGGAAUGAUACGAUAAUUGACAAUAAAGAAAAAGGCUUCGACAGUUUCUAAACUUUCUUUUGUGGCCCUUUCUUUCUUGGUGUAAACUUGUCUUUCCACAGCCUCUCUAAUGAAAGGAAUUUUGAAAUCACUAAACAUGAAGAAUAAUAUAGUAAAAUUUGCUUCCUUCUAAUGGUGUUUAUACAUUUAAUGUUAUCUUACAACAACCAGAGUAGCCAAAAAAA